AUAAUGGUUUAGUUAUUUAGUCAAAUAAACGUAGCUUGUAGUAAAGCCAUCCAAACAGCAGGCGGCGGCAGAGGCGGGAAUUCAUACGGAAGUGGUUCGUGUCAGCAAGGAAGACAAUUUCCACCAUCGGUUUCUGCCCUAUAUAGUUCACCAUGAAUCCGCUAACGAAGGUGAAGUUGAUCAACGAACUGAAUGAGCGUGAGGCCGACCUCGGGGUGAAAGAGUCUGUUUCCUGGCACACCGAGUACAAAGACAGCGCCUGGAUAUUUGUCGGAGGAUUUCCAUACGAGCUGACUGAAGGUGAUAUCAUCUGCGUCUUCUCUCAGUAUGGAGAGAUCGUUAACAUCAACCUGGUGCGCGACAAGAAGACGGGGAAGUCCAAAGGUUUCUGCUUCAUCUGCUACGAGGACCAGAGGAGCACCAUCCUGGCCGUGGACAACUUCAACGGCAUCAAGAUUAAAGGUCGGACCAUUCGCGUGGAUCACGUCAAAGACUACCGUCCUCCCAAAGACACGGAGGACAUCGACGACGUGACCAAACAUCUGAGGGAGGACGGCUGCGCUCCCAAAGCCCGCGAGUCCUCGUCCUCCUCAGAGGAAGACGAGCAGUACGCCAUCCCCGUGAAGAAGCCCAAAAAAGACAAGAAAGAGAAGAAGAAAAAGAAGAAAGAGAAGAAGGAGAAGAAGAAGAAGGCCGAGAAGGAGAGAGAGAGGGGGGGCCAGGCGCUGCACUCUUCCUCUUCCUCACCUCCUCUUCCUCCUCCUGCCGUCAGAGUCAAAGAGGAGAAGGAGGACGCCGCCUACAACAAGUACAACCAAAGGGGGGCGCCACCAGGAGGACAACAGAACGGACAGAGGGCGAGGGAGAACGAGAGACUCCGGGGGGGAGAGGAGAGGAGAGAGACAGACAGGGAGAGAGAGGAAGACAGGAGGAGAGAGGAAGACAGGAGGAGAGAGACAGACAGGGACAGCGAUAGAAGAAGAGAGACGGACAGAGAUAAUGAUAGAAGAAGAGAGACGGACAGAGACAGCGAUAGAAGAAGAGAGACAGACAGAGAAAGCGAUAGAAGAAGAGAGACAGACAGAGACAAUGAUAGAAGAAGAGAGGGACAGAGAAAGCGAUAGAAGAAGAGAGACGGACAGAGACAAAUAGAAGAAGAGAGGGACAGAGAAAGCGAUAGAAGAAGAGAGACGGACAGAGACAAUGAUAGAAGAAGAGAGACAGACAGAGAUAAUGAUAGAAGAAGAGAGACAGACAGAGACAAUGAUAGAAGAAGAGAGACGGACAGAGACAAUAUAGAUAAUGAUAGAAGAAGAGAGACAGACAGGGACAGCGAUAGAAGAAGAGACGGACAGAGAAAGCGAUAGAAGAAGAGAGACGGACGGAGAGACAGAGAUAAUGAUAGAAGAAGAGAGACAGACAGGGACAAUGAUAGAGAAGAGAGGGACAGAGAUAAUGAUAGAAGAAGAGAGACGGACAGAGACCGUCCCCGUAAACACUGAGCGUCUGCAGUAAACUGAUGAUGUAAAAACGUGUAAAUGUUCUGUGGAAUGUAAAUAUGGAGUCCUGCUAGCGCCCUCUAGAGGCAGCGGCGUUCAUCACACAACACGCUGCUUUAUUCUUAGCGGCCGUUCAAACUGAAAACAGCAGCGUUAAACGAUCCAGAGUCCAGAUCUCAGGCACACGGAGUACGUAACGUCUCUCCUAACCCCAGAGCAAGAUGGCCGCCAGAGAGAAAUGCGUCUGGAGCACAGGCGGUGACAUCCUCCCAUCCAGAAAAGUUCGAUGUUUGAGUUUUGUAAUAAAAAGAAACGUCUUAACCUUUGGCA
Molecule: messenger RNA, 1829 nt
Organism: Siniperca chuatsi (mandarin fish)
Lineage: Eukaryota; Metazoa; Chordata; Actinopteri; Centrarchiformes; Sinipercidae
Gene: rbmx2
Product: RNA binding motif protein X-linked 2
Biological process (GO): mRNA splicing, via spliceosome
Cellular component (GO): catalytic step 2 spliceosome; precatalytic spliceosome; U2 snRNP
Molecular function (GO): RNA binding
Source: RefSeq, a predicted model, not a curated record